UUAUCAAACACACCCCACUCCUGUACCUCUAAUCCAAAGUUAAGCAAGCACUAGCCUAUUUUUUCCCUUUCCUUUCUCUGCUUUUUCUUAUUCUUCAAGUACAACUUUCUUCCUUCCCUCUCUCCUCUCUUGGAAAUCCAGGUUGUUGGGGGAUGGUGGUGUUGAGUACUCUCCAAAUCUAGCUUCACUUGCGCUAUACGUAGUCUUUAAUCUUUAUGGGGUUCUUACACCACACAAUGCUUUGCAAUUUCUUCUUCCUCCUUUUUUGUUAGGAGUUGGGUGAUAAUUGGGCUUGAAUAUUCUGAUUUACCCACUCAAGUUUGUUGGGGUCGAGUGUUUUUAUCUUUUCUUCUCUCCUUUUCCUUUAUGGGGGUGUCAGGAAAUUGAUUAUCUCAACCCCAUUGUGUGCUUCCUGUAAAAAACUGUCAUUUCGAUCCUUGAAAAGGAGAAGUAGCUAGAGUGAUUGGGGAAGAGACACUAUGCCUUUUGGGUUGGUCACAGCAUGGAAUAAGCGCAGGAGAAGCAAGUCUCAGGAUCACUCUGACCCUUGGAUGUAUAAACCUGUGGAGUACUGGCAGCUGGAUGAUCAAAAUCCAUCUACAAAAAGACGGCAUGCAUCAUCAGUUUUCACGCUCAAGGAAAUGGAAGAGGCAACAUGCUCUUUCAGUGAUGAGAAAUUGGUGGGUAAAGGAGGAUUUGGCCGAGUUUACAGAGGUACUCUGCGGUCAGGAGAGGUUGUAGCAAUCAAGAAAAUGGAACUGCCUCCAUUUAAAGAGGCUGAAGGAGAACGCGAGUUCAGGGUAGAAGUUGAUAUCUUGAGCAGACUCGACCACCCAAAUCUGGUUUCCUUGAUAGGCUAUUGUGCUGAUGGAAAGCAGCGGUUUCUAGUUUAUGAAUACAUGCACAAUGGGAACCUACAAGAUCAUUUAAAUGGAAUCCAGGACACCAAGAUGGAUUGGCCUUUGAGGCUCAAAGUGGCCCUGGGAGCAGCAAGGGGACUUGCUUAUCUCCAUUCAAGUUCCAAUGUUGGGAUUCCCAUUGUUCAUAGAGAUUUCAAGUCCACCAACAUUCUUUUAAAUUCCAACUUUGACGCUAAGAUAUCUGAUUUUGGGCUUGCCAAGUUGAUGCCGGAGGGCCAGGAUAGCUAUGUGACUGCCAGAGUACUUGGCACUUUUGGCUAUUUUGAUCCUGAAUACACAUCGACAGGGAAACUCACUUUACAAAGUGAUGUUUAUGCAUUUGGAGUUGUACUACUUGAGCUUUUGACUGGACGACGAGCAGUGGACUUGAACCAGGGACCCAAUGAUCAAAACCUUGUACUACAGGUUAGGCAUAUAUUGAAUGAUAGGAAGAAGUUGCGUAAGGUGAUAGAUCCAGAAAUGGGUCGAAGUUCAUACACAGUGGAGUCCAUAGCAAUGUUUGCAAACCUGGCUUCUAGAUGUGUCCGUACAGAGAGUAGUGAGAGACCCUCAAUGGCAGAAUGUGUAAAGGAACUCCAACUGAUUUUCUAUACAAAUACAAAAGGCUUGGGCAUGCUCUAAAAAAAAAAAAAAAAAAAUAGAUGCCAUUAACACAAGGAAGAAACUGUUCCAUACCAAUAAAACAGAUGCUUUAUUUACUUUUUGGAACUUGGAAGCUUGUGGGGUGUCAAUGAGCUUAACAGUGCAACAGUUAUACAUUAUAGUAAGUGAUGCAUACAGAGAGAAACCUCUAAACUGAUUUAUGAGAAACCAUAAUCGAAAUUCAUGCAAGAUCAGUAAGGAGGCAAUUUCCUAAAUGGAACUAAGUGAACUUGACCAUGCAUUGAGAUGACUAAUGAGAGAUGGAUGGAAAAGAAGAAGUUCCUUAUGUUUGGGUUUCCUUCUAGUAUCAAAUUUUCUUGUGGAAUAUUUUUUCUUUGUUGCCUCUGUUUCUAUUUGAUAUAUUAUUUUUCUAAAGAUAUUUAUUGUUCAAAUA
Vitis vinifera (wine grape) is the source of this 1956-nucleotide messenger RNA. RefSeq names its product probable serine/threonine-protein kinase PBL28. Gene Ontology annotation, biological process: protein phosphorylation. Lineage: Eukaryota; Viridiplantae; Streptophyta; Magnoliopsida; Vitales; Vitaceae. The transcript is spliced from 7 exons. The record is from RefSeq and is a predicted model, not a curated record. Gene Ontology annotation, molecular function: ATP binding; protein kinase activity. The coding region runs from base 480 to 1541 and encodes 353 amino acids.